Molecule: messenger RNA, 5335 nt
Organism: Terrapene triunguis (Three-toed box turtle)
Lineage: Eukaryota; Metazoa; Chordata; Testudines; Emydidae
Product: receptor-type tyrosine-protein phosphatase V-like
Exons: 26
Coding region: 132-3713 (1193 amino acids)
Biological process (GO): angiogenesis; protein dephosphorylation
Molecular function (GO): cadherin binding; protein tyrosine phosphatase activity
Source: RefSeq, a predicted model, not a curated record
CCCCUCUGGCCGUGCGUGUGGCAAACCAGGGGUACCCCGACAGGCUGAGCGCGUCCUGGGGAGCAGCCGCCGGGGGCCGCGAGGGCUAUGUGCUGACCCUGUAUCACGUGGGAUCGGGUGCGGUGGCAGCCAUGGCCGUCGCUGGGGAGGACGCCCACAAUUUCACCUUCGCAGAGCUGGCCCCAGGAUACAGGCACUCGCUGGAGGUGGUCUCCAUCGCCGGGCCCUACAGGGCGGCUGCAGCCAAUGUCAGCGACUGGACCUAUCCUCUGGCACCCCCUAACAUGUCCCUGAUGAAUCAGGGGCACCCCGACAGGCUGACCGCAUCCUGGGGAGCUGCGGCAGGGGGCCGGGACGGCUACACGCUGACCCUAUACCACGCGGGAUCGGGUGCCGUGGCAACGAAGGUCUCUGUUGGGAAAGACACCCACAAUUUCACCUUUGUGAACCUGGCCCCAGGAAGCCAGUACCUGCUGGAGCUGGCUUCCACAGCUGGGCCCUACGGGAUGUCUGCGGGGAACGUCAGCGACUGGACAUACCCUUUGGCACCCCCUAAUGUGUACCUGACAAACCAGGGGCGCCCCGACAGGCUGAGCGCUUCCUGGGGAGCAGCCGCCGGGGAGCGAGAUGGCUACACGCUGACCCUGUACCACGCUCGAGCGGGCACGGUGGCAGCUAAUGCAUCUGUGGGGAAGGAUGCCCACAAGUUCACCUUCUCAGGCCUGGCUCCAGGACACAAGUAUUUGCUGGAGGUGGCCUCCGCGGCUGGGCCCUACCAGACGUUCGCAGGGAACAUCAGCGACUGGACGACCCCUCUGGUUCCAGCGAAUCUCUCUGCGGUACCCAGGGAGAGCCGCACAGUGCUGGCCGUGUCCUGGGGCCACACCUCCAGCCAGCAGGAUUACUGCCAGCUGUGGCUGCGGGAUCCUGGGAACAACACGCUACCACAGAGGCACACCCUGGCCGGGGGGCAAGUCCAGCACUUCUUCCGGGGGUUGGUCCCAGGCAGAAAUUACUCGGUUUCCCUGAGCUGCGUGGCUGGGCCUUACUGGAGCAGCACGGGUAUCUUGGUGGUGCCAAUAGCGCCUGAUCCAGUGGAAGAUCUGCGGUGCCAGCCUGACUCCAAGGGCUUUUCCCUGAGCUGGACCUUCCCUGCUGGAGACGUGGAGGCCUGCGAGCUGGCGGCAGAGAGGCUGUCCGGGGGCCCCCCCCAGGCUGAGGCUCGGGUGAUCGCUCCCGGGAGCAAGACCAGCCUGUGGGGUUUGGAGCCAGACUCUUCAUACCGAAUCAGCGUGAGCGCAGUGGGCAGGAAUGGGCUGAGGAGCCGGGCCGUGACUCUGGUCUGCAACACAUCAGCAGAGGUCCUGCCUCCGCCGCUACGAGCAGACGUCCCGCAGGUCGAGCCUGGCUCCAGAGUUCUCAUCUCCCCUGACACAUUCAGUGAGGAGAACGGCCGGAUCGAGUACUACGCCGUCAUCGUCACCAGCAACGAGUCGUUGUCGAGGCCCACCCAGGAAAUCGUGUCCAGCACCUGGUACGAUCACUAUUACGGACAGGAGGACUCCUACGUGGCUGUGCUGCUCCCCAAUCCUUUCCAUCCGGACAAGAGGAGCACUCCCCAAACCUGGUCCGUGCCGGUGGGAACGGACGAGUGUGGCCAGUCCCGGGAGAUCUGCAAUGGGAAGCUGAAGGCAAAUGUUCAAUACAGGUUCAGCAUUGCUGCUUUCACCAAAUACGACCUGGUGGAUCCUUCUGUGUCCUUCACGGCGUUUUCAGCAGCUGGAGCUGGCGCAGACCCCAGUCCUGUUACAGUGCCAGUCGUGGCUGGGAUUGUUGCGGGCUUUCUUCUGACACUUGCGGCGAUUUUCGGAUGGGUCUACUGGAAGCGGGUCCGAACGAAAAGAACCAAGAAGAGUAACUUAUCGCAAGAAAUGGCCACGUACAGCUUGAGAAAUGUCCACCGGCCGAUCCCCAUCCAGAGCUUCAAGCAGUAUUACGAGGCGAAGAUGGCAAACGCCAACCACGGCUUCUUCCAGGAGUUUGAGGAGCUGAAGGAAGUGGGAAAGGAGCAGCCUAAGGUGGAAGCAGAACUUCCAGCCAACGUGUCCAAGAACAGAUACCCCCACGUGCUGCCCUAUGACCACUCAAGAGUCAGGCUGAGCCUGCUGGGGGAGGAGCCCCACUCCGACUACAUCAACGCCAACUACGUCCCCGGCUACGCCUCCCCACAGGAGUUCAUCGUCACCCAGGGGCCGCUGAAGAAAACCAUUGAGGAUUUCUGGAGGCUGGUGUGGGAGCAGAGCGUCUGCAACAUCAUCAUGCUGACAGUGGGCAUGGAGAACGGACGGGUGCUGUGUGAUCACUACUGGCCCUCAGAGUUGUCUCCGGUCUCCUACGGACACAUCCGCGUGGACCUGCUCUCCCACAGCAGCGCUGACGAGUGGACCACGCGCACGUUCAAGCUCUGGCACGAGGACCUACAGGAGGAGAGACGUGUGACCCACCUGCACUACACGGCGUGGCCUGACCACGGCAUUCCCGAGUCCACAGCUUCCCUGAUGGCCUUCCUGGACCUGGCCCGAGGCCACAUGCAGACGGCCAAGGGUUCUGGGCCAACGCUGGUGCACUGCAGUGCGGGGGUGGGCCGCAGCGGCACCUUCAUCGCCUUGGACCGGCUGCUGCAGCAGCUGAAGCAGGAGAAGGCGGUGGACGUGUUCAAUACCAUUUACACCAUGCGGAUGAGCCGCUACCUGAUGAUUCAGACGCUGGGCCAGUAUGUUUUCCUGCACAGCUGCAUCCUGGAGAAGAUCACGGAGGAGCUGCUCUUGGGCCAGUCUGGGACGGAGAUCUCCUGCCCGAUCCCUCUCAAAAGCUUCCUGCAGCACCAUGCCCAGAAAUCGGCCAAGUCCAACGCGGGCUUCCUGCGGGAGUAUGAGAUCCUCCUAGAGGUUGCGAAGGACAAAGCUAGCUCUGCAGCACCAUCUGCAGGCAUCCAGGAGAGCCGCCCUGGCUCCAGCAUCCUCCCAUAUGAUCGCUCCAGAGUGAAAUUUUUGCCCCUGGAACAAGGCCCCUUCUCGGAUCUCAACCAGACCUGGCUCCUCCCGGGCUGCAAUUCAUCCAGGGAUUAUCUGGCUGUGCAAGGACCCGACAAGGUGACCAUGGAGGAAUUCUGGCGCUUGGUGUGGGACCAUGGUGUCCACACCAUAGUCACCCUGCUGCCAUGCCAGAAGGGCCAGGUCCUGAGCGAGGCAUGCUGGCCCCUGGAGGACAGUCCAGUCUACACAGAGAUGUUGACCAUCCAGCGGGGCCCGGAGAAGCACAUCUCGGGAUGGAGGUGCAUUCAGCUUAAACUGAAACACGAGAAGAAAGUGAAGGAGAGGCAGGUGCAGCGAUUCCUGUACCCUCUGUGGGGGUGCCAGCAGCAGCCAGAUGUCCAGCCCCUGGUGGAGUUCCUCGCCGCAGUUAGACGGUGCAUGCCACACAGGAAGCGAGCCGGCCCGCUGCUCCUGCACUGCAGCAGUGGCGUUGGCCAGAUGGGGACGCUGAUCGCCCUGGAUUGCCUGCUGCACCAGAUGAAAGCGGAGCGGAGUGUGGACGUCUACGGAGUCACCCUCAGGCUGAUGAGAAGCUGCUGCCUCAUGACCCCGACGCCGGAUCAGUACGUGUUCUUGUACACGUGCAUCCGGGACAUCCUCACCCAGAGACAGCCCUAGGAAGAGCACAGCAGCUCCUGCCCCCGAGAGAGCCCGGCACUGGGGGCAGGCUGAGGAGAGCGCAUCGCAGGGCUGUUUGCACAAACCUGACUGAAGCUCCCUCCGGAGAGAAGGGGACCCACCUGGGGCAGAGGCACCAAUCAGCUCCCCACCCCUUGAGGCCAGCACAGAUGAGGAGCUAAGGCUGGGUUAGCCUGCAUCAGUGGUUCAGAAUCUCGGACUCUCCUGGUCUCUUCUCCCAGGACGCGGUGGGAGAGCCUAUUGCACAUGCAUUGUCUGCACCAGCCUCCCCCAGGGAGUGCCCCUCUGCUGCCCACAGUGCUGCAGCCCACUCAGCUUGCAAGCACCCAGUGCGGGGCACGGGAACCUGUCCAGGAUUCAAAGAUUUAAGCGGGGCUGCAUCCCUGCUGCCUGGGAUUCCUGGGACUCUGGAAGGUCCAUGAAUCCAGUCGCUGUAGCACUUGCUCUGGGAUCCUGCCAGCCUCCGUACUGCCCUCCCUGCCCCGCUGAAUACAGGACAGAAUACAUGGGGCGCCCUUUCUGCCGUGCCUGGCUCAGAGCCGGCAUGUCCUACUGAGCAGGCUGCUGGGUGAUGCUUAUUUCCAUCUGGCAGGAGGGCUGGGAGGCCCAGGCGCUACGCACUGCUUCUCAGAGCGUCGAGCGGAUGCUCCAGGUGUGCUAGUGCCUUUGGGAGACUCUGUGACCCAGGGCUGAGGACCAAGCAAUGUGUAAGAACAAUAAAGAAAACAGCCCUAGAAGCCAGUGUCCUCUAACGAACGGUAGGUUUUACCACAAGCCCUGGCCUGGCCUGCGACCUUCCAGCCAGCUGGACUGCGACCUUCCAGCCAGCUGGACUGGAGGGCACCAUCCCCAAAGGGCAGCCGUGCACACCUGCUGGGAGCACGCCGUUCGGCUGGCUUCCAAACGCUGCCCCUUCGUGCCGGCUGUCCUAGCGCAGCCAGAGCCUGGCAGCUCGGCUCCGAGAGCUGAGUCCCAACCGCUAGAGCAGCAGACCUCUGCAGACCCUUGGGACAACCCUUCACAUGGGACUCUUGCCUCUCCUAGCUGGGAGAACAGGGGCAGGACUCCUUCCCCCCAACAGCAUCCCGUCACCCCCGCAUUUAUACAGAGCCUGUGAGUAGGGGCCAAGGCAUAAAAAAUUAAAUUAAAUUAAAAAAAAAAGACAGCAAAACCAGGAAUAACAAUCAAAUGAGAAGACCCUUGCUGGCCAGUCACCCUCCAUAUAACCCUGUCUCUAAGGCCUGCCAGUUUAUGUGGGGGAAAAACAUUAUCCACUAAUUCGGCCUCAGCGCACUGCUACCCUCUACCGGGGGAGCAUGUGUAUCAGCCAUGUCCUCCAGUGGUCGCGCUAGAGGAGCUGUCUCUUCAUCCCACUGGGAUGUGGGGUUACAUCAACAUACCACCCCCGCAACGGGACCUUAACUCUGGCCCCUGGAGCUGGCGAUACCCCCACGGGGUGCCAGUAUCGGGGGUGCCAUAAGAAAUAGGAAGAAUGACGGAGGGGUUUGUCUUGAUUCCAAUUGCAGCGUGGACCUGCACGCACUCAGCUGCGUUCGCUGGGGCUGGCACCACUGGGCAACCGGACCUGAGCGUAAAUGAAG